Photinus pyralis (common eastern firefly) is the source of this 1668-nucleotide messenger RNA. RefSeq names its product adenosine 3'-phospho 5'-phosphosulfate transporter 1 (gene sll). Gene Ontology annotation, cellular component: endoplasmic reticulum membrane; Golgi membrane. The coding region runs from base 272 to 1585 and encodes 437 amino acids. The transcript is spliced from 7 exons. The record is from RefSeq and is a predicted model, not a curated record. NCBI's taxonomy places the organism in Eukaryota, Metazoa, Arthropoda, Insecta, Coleoptera, Lampyridae. Gene Ontology annotation, biological process: transmembrane transport. Gene Ontology annotation, molecular function: 3'-phosphoadenosine 5'-phosphosulfate transmembrane transporter activity.
UCGUUUCUGUCAUCAUUAUUUCCUGGCCUUUUCUAGUUUUCUCAUUGCGGUGUCGCAUUUUUAUUAGUUGACAGUUUUUCUCGUCUAAUUGCUAGGCAACAGAUUUUCAUUACCUAAACAACCCAAAUUUACUCGUGUUUUUCAUGUGACUUCAUUGUAAACGUUUUUAGUCCACGUAAUUAAGACGUCGGCGUUUUCUCCUGGGCAGAAUGUAUUUCCUAAGUCAAUGAAAAAACCGGGGAAAUGAAAGCUCCCCUUUAAGUACUUAACGAUGGUCAAAAACGGUGUCGAAGUGGUCAUCUCGGUCAUUCUGCUCACAUCUACCGGCCUGCUGUUCUUAAUUAACCGGUACGUGUCGCUCUCGCAAGUCUUUGCCGAUCCCAAAUUCGAAUAUAACUGGAUCAUCUUCGGUUUCCACAACAUCUUGGGAUACUCGACCGUAUUGCUACCCGGCUACCUCGUUUAUAGAUACAUUCACAAAAUUAACUACUUCAAUAAGGCGGGACACAACGGCCUAGCGUUUGUUAUCCGAAAAUGCUUCGAAAGCGACGACACUAUCGACUGCGCAAACUUGGCCGUCUCGAACGUGCCGCAAUCGCGCACGCUUCUGCAGGACGGUUUACUGCUCAUGUUCUACUUCGUCGGUCUUCAGGCGUCGUUUUUAACGUGGGGCGUCUUACAGGAGAAAGUGAUGACACAAAAGUACGAAAAUGCGGAUGGCGGCACAGCACAUUUCACCGACUCUCAGUUUUUGGUCUUCGUCAAUCGAAUUCUCGCCUUUCUGCUGUCGGGGUUCGUGGUUUUGUGCACGAGACAGCCGACGCAUCGGGCGCCGCUUUAUAAAUACGUGUACUGUUCGUUGUCCAACAUUUUAAGCUCGUGGUGUCAGUACGAGGCUUUGAAGUAUGUGUCGUUUCCGUACCAGGUACUGGCAAAGGCGACCAAAACGAUACCCGUCAUGAUUCUAGGAAAAAUAAUCUCCAAGACAAAGUACGAAUCGUACGAGUACUUGACCGCCCUCCUCUUAUCACUUGGAAUGCUCUUCUUUAUGUUCGACACCGGAAACGAUAGCAAAGGUUCUAGCACGACGACACUCUCCGGUGUUUUCUUGCUCUGCUCGUAUAUCGCGUUCGACAGCUUCACGUCUAACUGGCAAGGCUCGCUGUUCAAACAGUACCACAUGAAACCGAUCCAGAUGAUGUGCGGCGUCAAUUUCUUCUCGUGCAUUUUCACCGCGAUCUCCCUGCUCCAGCAGGGGGGAUUAUUAAGGUCCGUGCGAUUUAUGCUCGAUUAUCCCGCGUUCAUGUUCGAUUGUUUCCUGCUGUCGUUGUGCUCGGCGACCGGGCAGCUGUUCAUAUUUAAAACGAUCGCGACCUUCGGCCCGCUAAUCUUCGUCAUUAUAACCACCAUGAGGCAGGGCUUCUCCGUUUUACUCAGCUGUAUUAUAUACGGCCACGAGAUUCACGCCGUCGGGAUAGUGGGAGUGUUUGUGGUGUUUUUCAGUAUUUUUCUUCGUAUUUAUUGCGGCCAUAGGAUCAGGACGAAAAGGAAAAGGGCGCAGACCGCCGCCGAUCUGAAGAUAUGAUCUAGGUAGAUGAAAGACCAAACUCCACUGUGUGUAGAUCUGUCGUUUUUACACAAGAUGCAAAUAAAUAUUUUGCAGUUAUG